UGGAAACGUCACAAGUUGAAGAGGAUAGGUUAAUCUUUUGAGAGGUUAGGAGUUGUAUCUUCGGCGGUUGAACGCAGUUUAAUGCAAGUAUUCUUCUUGAUUUUCGCCGUUUGUUUCAAUAAAUAGCUUGGAAUACGAAAGAGGAUCAAAAUGAUCAUUCCCGUUCGUUGCUUCACUUGCGGGAAAGUGAUCGGAAAUAAAUGGGAAGCUUAUUUGGGCUUAUUACAGGCUGAAUACACGGAAGGUGAUGCUCUUGAUGCUUUGGGAUUGAAGAGAUACUGCUGCCGCAGAAUGCUGCUGGGCCAUGUGGAUUUGAUCGAAAAGCUGCUCAAUUAUGCCCCACUGGAGAAAUAAAAUUAUUUUUAAUUUAUGUCGAAAUAUUCUAUGAUUUUUAUUUCAUGCAUAUGUACAUAUUGACUCAGCUUAUUACAAACAAUCGCUAAGAUAUUAAAUGUUUGGUAUAUCGAGACUUGAUUAAUUUAAAAGAAGUUAUACCUUUAGCUAAUAGCACAAAAUACAGAUUCUAUUUGAAACAAAUUGUACAGACAGAUGCAAUAGGUAUUAUAAACUAGCUUUGAACGUUUCUGAGGUAAUGGUAAAAAUGAAUCAUUCCACAGAAUUUACUAUAUCUUCUUUAUUAUAAACAUUUCAAAAUUGUAGGAAAGUGAAGCUUCAGAUUAAAAAUAAAGAAGUGUAUUAUUUAUAA
Messenger RNA from Orussus abietinus, 706 nucleotides. It is a transcript of the gene Rpb10, whose product is annotated as DNA-directed RNA polymerases I, II, and III subunit RPABC5. The record is from RefSeq and is a predicted model, not a curated record. The transcript is spliced from 2 exons. The coding region runs from base 151 to 354 and encodes 67 amino acids. NCBI's taxonomy places the organism in Eukaryota, Metazoa, Arthropoda, Insecta, Hymenoptera, Orussidae. Gene Ontology annotation, molecular function: zinc ion binding; DNA-directed RNA polymerase activity; DNA binding. Gene Ontology annotation, cellular component: RNA polymerase III complex; RNA polymerase II, core complex; RNA polymerase I complex. Gene Ontology annotation, biological process: transcription by RNA polymerase II; transcription by RNA polymerase I; tRNA transcription by RNA polymerase III.